Anopheles funestus (African malaria mosquito) is the source of this 2388-nucleotide messenger RNA. RefSeq names its product vacuolar protein sorting-associated protein 45 (gene Vps45). Gene Ontology annotation, biological process: vesicle-mediated transport; intracellular protein transport. Gene Ontology annotation, cellular component: Golgi membrane. NCBI's taxonomy places the organism in Eukaryota, Metazoa, Arthropoda, Insecta, Diptera, Culicidae. The record is from RefSeq and is a predicted model, not a curated record. The coding region runs from base 364 to 2088 and encodes 574 amino acids. The transcript is spliced from 3 exons.
AAUCCCUUUAAUAACGUUUUAUUUUACUAUUGUUGUCCAUUUUUAUCUUGCAAUUAAGAUAGAUAAUCGCAUUUAAUCUACCUUUUAUUACACCACCCUUCGGAAACGUCGCAUCAUCCUUCUUCGGGAUAAUCAUCAAAUGUCAAAACAGACCUGUAUCACCAGCAAAAUUAGGACUGAUAAUGGAAGCAGGAAAAUCAAACCAGAAAAAGUCAAUAAUAGCAUUAGCGUAGUAAAAGUACCAGCUGGAAGCGAAACAUUUAACCAUACCGUUCGCGUACUGGUGCGUACGUGGAUAAUUCCAACAUCUACGUCGUUUCUUCCUAUUUCAAGUCGCCAAAGAGUGAAAACCGUGCGGAAAAGAUGAACGUAAUUCGUGCUAUACAGAUGUACAUUGAUAAAAUGAUCGCUGAUGCCGGACCUGGCAUGAAAUUGCUUAUGAUGGACCGGGAGACGAUAAGUAUCGUGUCAAUGGCCUUUGCCCAGUCGGAGAUGUUGCAGAAAGAAGUGUUUCUGUUCGAACGGCUCGAUUCAGUGCGUUCCAAUGAAAAGCUGAAAUAUCUUAAAUGUAUUGUAUUUAUACGCCCCACGAAGGAUAACAUCUUUCUGCUGCAGCAAGAACUUCAAACUCCGAAAUUUGGCUCCUAUUACAUAUAUUUCAGCAACAUUAUCCCACGGACGGACAUAAAAAUUCUGGCCGAAAGUGAUGAGGGAGAAUCCGUGCAGGAUUUUAAGGAGAUUUACGCUGAUUAUUUGCCGGUCAAUCCGAACCUCUUUUCGCUACACAUCCCGACCUGUCUGCAGGCACUUAACUGGAACCCGGAAGCACUCGAACGUUCCACACAGGGUUUGGUGAGUGUGCUACUAUCGUUCAAGUUCCGUCCAGCUAUACGCUAUCGGGCCGGUUCAACAGCAGCACAAACGCUUGCCAAGAAGGUACACGAAACAAUCAACAAGGAAACGGCUCUGUUCAGCUUUCGGCCACCGGAGGACGGUGCGGCACCACCGCUACUGCUCAUACUCGACCGACGCGAUGAUCCGAUCACACCACUGCUAAACCAGUGGACGUAUCAAGGGAUGGUCCAUGAGCUGCUUACCAUCAAUAAGCAGCGGGUGGACCUGUCGGGAGUGGCAGGUGUACCGAAGGACCUGAAGGAGGUAGUACUGUCGACGGAGCAGGACGAAUUCUACGCUAACAAUUUGUACGCAAACUUUGGCGAGAUUGCCACCACGAUCAAGGUGCUGAUGGACGAGUUUCAGAAGAAGGCAAACGAUCAGCGAAAGAUCGAAAGUAUUGCCGAUAUGAAGAACUUCGUCGAAACGUACCCACAGUUCCGGAAAAUGUCCGGCACGGUAACGAAGCAUCUCGUGCUAAUCAGCGAACUUUCGGUGCAGGUCGGCCAACAGCAACUGUUCGAGGUGUCCGAGCUGGAGCAGGAAAUAGCCUGCCGGGCUGAUCAUUCGACCCAGCUGCAACGGGUAAAGCGGCUCGUAUCGGAAGGCAAGAUCAGUACGGCCAAUGCGCUGCGGCUCGUGUUGCUGUACGCGAUGCGUUACGAACGGCACGCCAACUGUGACACGUCCGGUUUGCUGAAGAUGCUGCAGGAUCGUGGCGGCCGGCCAUACAUUGCACCACGGAUGCUUGAGUAUAUAAGUACCGUGGCACGUCAGGAACUGUUCAACACGGUCAAGAUAACGGACGCAGUUAAGCUGACGCGUAAUCUUAUCAAGGAACUGAAGGGCGUCGAAAACGUGUACGCACAGCACGAGUGUGUGCUGAAGGGAACUCUGGAGGAGAUCGUCAAGGGACGACCGCUCGAUGCACAGUAUCCAAUCAUGGGCAAUGAGGUACCGUUCCGAAGGCCACCAGCCGAAGUGAUAGUAUUCAUUGUCGGUGGUGCGACGUACGAGGAAGCGCUUGCGGUUCAUCGAUACAACCAGGAAGGGUACCGGAUCGUGCUCGGUGGAACAACGAUCCACAACUCCGAAUCAUUCAUCCAGGAAGUGCUUGCCGCUACGGUCGGUGUGCCAUUUAAACAUUCGCGCUCGCUGCAACAGUUCCACCAUGCACCAGCCGGAACGGCUUAAAGGGAUAGGGGAUGAGGAAGGAAUGGAUGCUGCUGCUUCCGUUUUUAAUAAUAGCAAAACGACAGUUUAACAGUUCGUAUUUAAAUUUUCACCGUUGACACCAUUCCUUACACUGAUGUUGGUAUACUACUUCCCGACUGCCUUGCCGUGCGUGCGCGUGUGUAAGAUGUGUAUGUAUAAGUAUAUCCUGCUAGCUUAUUUAUUCGUCCGUGGAAAGCCGUAUUAGAUAAAAAGAAAUAAUAUAACCGGGGGAAAAGUUUAAAACAAAUAAACUCUACACCUGCAUUUAAGUGUAACGAA